AUGUCACUUUUGAGGUCAUCUCCAAGGAGCAGCUCCAAUUACAGUCGGCACUUUGAUAUACCGGAGACAGAAACAUCGGAGCAUGUUGGUGGUGCAAUGUUGCCUAUUUUUCUCAACAAUUUACAGAAUACUAACAAUUAUGAGAGAGACUUGGUUGAGGUGACGCUACAGCUCGAUAACAAUUCCUUUGUUUUGUGUAGCGUAAAACCAAGUCCAGAUCACAAAAUCCAAAUUGAAGAAGAAAAUUCUCCCAGGAAAUUCUCGUAUUGGUUAAGAUCACCGGAAAAGGAUGAUCAAAAUCAGACGAGGGAGAUGAAAUUGAAAGUGGUGAGGAAUAAAUCGAGCACUGAGCGAGCUCUUGGAGGAUUGAGAUUCAUAAGUAAAACGAGUGGAGAAUGUGAUAGUAAUAAUGAUAUUUGGGGAAAAGUUGAGAAUCGGUUCAACGCUUUGGCCAAGGAUGGUUUGCUGACAAGAGAAGAUUUUGGUGAAUGCAUUGGAAUGGGGGAUUCAAAAGAGUUUGCGGUGGGAGUUUUUGAUGCAUUAGUGCGAAGAAGGAGACAAAAGAUGGCAAGGAUUAGCAAAGCAGAGCUUCACGAUUUCUGGUUGCAGAUUUCUGACCAAAGUUUUCACGCCAGGCUUGAGAUUUUCUUUGACAUGGCUGAUAGCAAUGGAGAUGGAAGAAUCACGAAAGAAGAAGUUCAAGAGUUGAUAAUGGUGAGUGCUUCAGCAAAUAAGCUAUCAAAAUUGAAGGAAAAUGCAGGAGAGUAUGCGUGUUUGAUAAUGGAGGAAUUAGAUCCAGAAGAUGUUGGUUACAUUGAGUUAUGGCAGUUGGAAACACUUCUUCUACAAAGGGACAAUUACAUGAGCUACAGUAGGCCUUUAAGCACAACCAGUGUCGACUGGAGUCCAAACAUAGGAACCAGCAACGCCAACAACAUAGUAAAGAAAGCAAGUCGUGCCCUCAAAUGCCUUGUCUUAGACAACUGGCAUAGAGGCUCUAUUAUCUUGCUAUGGUUUCUCACUAUGAUUGGACUUUUCACUUGGAAAUUCAUGCAGUAUAGGCAAAUGGAAGCAUUUCAAGUAAUGGGUUACUGUUUGGCUACAGCUAAAGGGGCUGCCGAGACACUCAAGUUUAACAUGGCACUAAUCCUUUUACCAGUUUGUCGAAACAUGUUAACUAGGUUACGUUCAACAAGAGCCAGGAUACUUAUUCCAUUUGAUGACAAUAUCAAUUUUCACAAGAUUAUUGCACAUGCCAUAGCUGUUGGCAUAAUACUUCAUGCAACCAACCAUUUAGCCUGUGAUUUUCCCCAUUUGGUUAACUCAUCGCCAGAAAAAUUUGCACUCGUAGCUUCUGAUUUUGACAAGUUGAAGCCAAGCUACAUAAGUCUUUUGACUGGUGUUGAGGGCAUCACCGGUAUUUCUAUGGUAAUUUUGAUGACUAUAGCCUUCAUACUGGCAACACGACGCUUCAGGAGGAGCGUACUCAAGUUGCCACCCCCUCUGAACCUAUUAACAGGCUUUAAUGCUUUUUGGUAUUCUCAUCACCUUCUGGCAUUGGUCUAUAUAUUGCUACUACUACACGGAACAUUCCUGUUCUUUGUCCACAAAUGGUAUCAGAAGACGACAUGGAUGUAUAUCUCCAUUCCGUUAAUCCUGUACAUUGCAGAGAGGACUUUGAGAACAUGGCGAUCAGAAGACUAUGCUGUUAAGAUCUUGAAGGUUUCUGUACUUCCAGGAGAUGUCUUGAGUUUGAUCAUGUCAAAACCAGCUGGCUUCAAAUACAAGAGCGGGCAGUAUAUAUUCCUGCAGUGCCCAACAAUAUCCUCAUUUGAAUGGCAUCCAUUUUCUAUAACAUCAGCACCAGGAGAUGACUACCUCAGUGUUUAUAUCCGGAUCGUAGGUGACUGGACAAAAGAACUUAAGAUGGUAUUCACAGAGAUUCCAGUAUGUGUAGUUGGUCGAGCAAAGUUCAAAGAACAUGAAAAUGUUGAUCAAAGAGGUUGUUUACCUCGAUUGUUAGUUGAUGGACCAUAUGGAGCACCAGCACAAGAGUAUCAAAAUUAUGAUGUCUUACUUCUUGUAGGGCUUGGUAUUGGAGCUACACCUUUUAUAAGUAUCCUAAAGGAUCUACUGAACAAUACAAGAGCACAUGAAAAUGUGGAUUCGAAUACUGAGACCAGCGCAUCAGAUGAUAGCUGGACAAGUUUUGCUUCUUCAAGCUCAGCAUCAAGUGUAAAAAAGAAAUCACAAAGGACAAGCAGUGCACAUUUUUAUUGGGUUACCAGAGAACCUGGAUCUUUAGAGUGGUUCAAAGGAGUGAUGAAUGAAGUUGCAGAGAUGGAUCACAAAGGUCAGAUAGAGAUGCAUAAUUAUCUUACGAGUGUUUAUGAAGAAGGUGAUGCCAGAUCAACUCUCAUCACCAUGCUCCAGGCACUUAAUCAUGCAAAACAUGGUGUUGACAUCUUGUCUGGCACUAGGGUGAGGACACAUUUUGCAAGGCCCAAAUGGACUGAAGUGUUCAAGAGAAUAGCUUUGAAACAUCCCUACUCUACAGUUGGAGUCUUCUACUGUGGGAUGCCUGUCUUGGCAAAGGAGUUGAAGAAGCUAUCACAAGACUUAACUUACAAGACAUCCACACGUUUCGAGUUCCACAAGGAGUACUUCUGA
Messenger RNA from Solanum verrucosum, 2670 nucleotides. Its product is annotated as respiratory burst oxidase homolog protein E-like. The record is from RefSeq and is a predicted model, not a curated record. Gene Ontology annotation, molecular function: calcium ion binding; peroxidase activity; NAD(P)H oxidase H2O2-forming activity. Lineage: Eukaryota; Viridiplantae; Streptophyta; Magnoliopsida; Solanales; Solanaceae. The coding region runs from base 1 to 2670 and encodes 889 amino acids. Gene Ontology annotation, cellular component: plasma membrane. The transcript is spliced from 14 exons.